Messenger RNA from Oppia nitens, 1492 nucleotides. RefSeq names its product DNA-directed DNA/RNA polymerase mu-like. The record is from RefSeq and is a predicted model, not a curated record. Gene Ontology annotation, cellular component: nucleus. The coding region runs from base 194 to 1492 and encodes 432 amino acids. Gene Ontology annotation, molecular function: DNA binding; DNA-directed DNA polymerase activity. NCBI's taxonomy places the organism in Eukaryota, Metazoa, Arthropoda, Arachnida, Sarcoptiformes, Oppiidae. The transcript has 5 exons. Gene Ontology annotation, biological process: double-strand break repair via nonhomologous end joining.
CAUUAGUGCUUUAAAUUUACUAUCAAUUGAAAGAGAUGGCAUUCAUAGCAAACGACUCGAUGUAUUGACCAGAAGUGCCCAACAAUUGGGUCUUACGGUCGACAGUCAGAUAAGUCAUGACAUCGAUUAUAUUAUUACUGAUUUUGAAUCCGAGGAUCAAGUGGUGGACAGUCUUGGACUCGACUUGACAGACAUGAAAGCCGUAAUCGUCAACACCAAGUGGUUAACCGAUUCAAUACAAUCUAAACAAUUGAUGUCUUAUAGUAGUAGCUAUUCAUUGAAGAAGCGAAAGACUAAAAGACAGACUAAUGAAUUGACAGCAAGUAAUGCAUCAAACAGUGAGUAUAUAUGUCAGCGAAAGUGUCCACUGAAUCACCCGAACGGCAAACUAACAGAACCAUUAGAAGUGUUAGCUAAAGAAGCGGAUCUUAAGAAUUGUUUAUUUGAUUCGAUCCGAUAUUUGGCAUUUAAGAAGGCAUCGGCAGCUCUUAAAUGUUUAUCAUUUACUGUCACCAAAAUCGAUGAAAUAAUACAUUUGAAAGAUAUUGGGAAACACUCUAAAAAAGUUAUACAAGAAAUACUCGACGAAGGAGUCAGUAGUGAAGUGGAAACUAUUCGACAAUCACUUUGGUUUCAAACGAUGUCUUUGUUUACAAAUAUUUAUGGAAUCGGACCAAAAACUGCUCAAAAAUGGUAUGAUUUGGGUUUGAGAUCAUUGGAUGAUAUCAUGAAUGAUAAGUCCAUAAUGAAGAAACAAAGUAUGCGUGUGUUGUAUGGAUUAGCUUUUUAUGACGACCUCAAUAGUGGUUUGUCUAAAUCAGAAGCCAAUAAAAUCAUGUCUAUAGUCAACAAAGCGAUUCAAACAAAACUGGGAAACGAUUCAACAAAAAUUGAUUGCUAUUUAACAGGAGGUUUCAGUAGAGGUAAAGAGUUUGGACACGACGUCGAUAUAUUGAUUACACACAAUGAAAAUGGGCGAGAAGUGGGUUUGCUUAGUGCUAUUUACAAGCAAUUGAAGGAAAUGGAUGUUAUAUUAUUAGGCAAUUUUAGUAAAUCUGAUAAUAUUGACUCUCAAAGUGAUAAUAAUAACAAUAAUCACACACUCGAUAAUUUUGAUAAAAUGUUUUUACUUUUUAAACUACCCAUUGAUGAGAAUAAUUGUUGUUUAAGGACUCCUGAGUUUGAUAAGGACUCCACAAAAGCAUUGUUUGAUUUUGCGAAAAGUGAGAUCAAAAGUGGGUGGAAGUUAUGUCGAGUCGACCUAAUUGUGUGUCCAAAUUCUCAGUUGUGUUUUGCACGCAUCGGAUGGACCGGUAAUGAAAUGUUUUGUCGUAGUCUUAGAGAUUACGCUAAAAAAGAGUUGAACUAUAGAUUAAGUAAUCAUUGUUUGCAUGACUUGAACAAUGACUGUCAUCUGAAUGCCAUCACUGAACAUGAAGUCUUUGAACUCUUGAAACUACCUUUUAUUGAUUACCAUUUUAGGAAUCCUUAA